AUGGCUUUGCAUAUGACAUGGAUGUUUGCUUUUGGUCUUUUAGGCAACUUCAUCUCCUGUUUGGUCUGCCUUGCUCCUUUGCCAACAUUUUAUCAAAUCUGCAAGAAGAAAACAAGCGAAGGAUUUCAAUCUAUCCCAUAUGUGAUUGCACUAUUCAGUGCAAUGCUUUGGCUGUUCUAUGGAAUUUUCAGUGAGGAUGCCAUCCUUCUCAUCACCAUCAAUACGUUUGCGUUUUUCAUGGAGUUUGGCUAUAUUGCUGUCUACCUUUUUUAUGCCACCAAGAAGGACAAAAUUCUGACUUUCAAACUUCUCCUCCUUUUGAAUAUUUUUGGAUUCGGACUCAUCUGUGUACUAACUCUCUUCCUAACACAAGGCCAAAAACGUGUCCAUGUUCUUGGAUGGAUUUGCAUGACAUUUUCUCUCUUUGUUUUUGUUGCACCUCUUUUCAUUGUGAGAAAAGUUAUAAAAACAAAGAGCGUGGAGUUCAUGCCUUUUUCUUUGUCAUUCUUCCUCACGUUGAGUGCAGUUAUGUGGUUCUUCUACGGUUAUCUAAAGAAAGACCAGUUUGUUGCUGUUCCGAACAUACUGGGGUUUUUAUUUGGUAUCAUCCAGAUGGUGCUUUAUGUAAUCUAUAGGAACCCCAACAAAAUUGUGGUGGUGGAGCCUAAACUUCAAGAGUUAUCUGACCACAUUGUGGACAUUAAAAAGUUGGGCGCAACAAUCUGCUCUGAAAUAAUCAUUGUGAUACCGCAGUUGAAUGAUAGUGGGGAAGAAGUUUUUGAUGAUCAAAUUGCCAAGGAACUAACCAAGGAAACCAAGAAAGCCAUGGAUACCACCAACGAGAUUUAA
Dovyalis caffra is the source of this 849-nucleotide messenger RNA. NCBI's taxonomy places the organism in Eukaryota, Viridiplantae, Streptophyta, Magnoliopsida, Malpighiales, Salicaceae. The record is from the annotation of a GenBank genome assembly.